AUGCAUUGUGGACAAUCAAUUGAUUGUCGAGAAGAUUAUCAUAAGAAUAAUGAACAAUAUGGAUAUAUAAUUAAUUCAACAAAACGAUUUUUACAUAAUAAUCGUAUAUUAUUUUUUUCAUCAUGGAAUAUUUAUGUUGAUCAGUUAGGUCCAUUUUGGCCAACUGAUUAUCCAAUUAAACAUGGAACACUUUCACAUUUAUCACGAACAUUUAAUAUAAAAAAUUCCAAAGAAUAUUAUCGAUUUUUAGGAAUAAAUAAUCGACAAACAUAUGAUAAUCAACCAGCUAUUUAUAAAUAUCGAGGUAUAUUAAAACAUCCAAUUAUUGUUUAUGAUAUGGAUAAAUCAUCAAGAAAUCAACAAAUAAAACAAUCUGAUAAUGAUCAAAUAUCUCCUCAAUUAAUAUUUGAAUCAAGAUUUGAAGGUGGAAAUUUACGACAAGCACCAGAUAUGUUUUCAUUUGAUUAUUGUAAAUUUCAUAUACAUCGAUGUAAAGAAUCAACUGGUCGUGUUGUUAUGUGGAAAGAAAUGUUAAUAAAAAAUAGUUUUACAUUAGAAGCAUCAUUUGCUGGAACAAGUAUUGUAGAAAGACCAUGUCAUUUUAAUAUACAAGAUUAUGAAAAAUUUGGACAAUGUAUUUGUAAAUCAUUAAAACAAUAUAUAGAUGUUCUAUACGAUUCAACACGAUUAGAAUCAAUUUUAAUGGAUAUAACAAAAAGUGUUCUUCAUCGAUUAGAUAAAGAUAAAAUUCCAUUUGGAUUAUUAUCUUCUAUUUAUCCUGAAGAAAAACAAUCAAAUGAAUCAAAAAUAGGACUUAAUUCAAUAAACAAUUGUUUAGAAAUUUUAACACAAUGUCAUGAAACUCUUAAUGAUCAAGAUGGUUCAAGUUCAAGUGAUUCUGAUAGUGAUCCAGAAGGUGAUGAAUUACCUGAUAUAGGAUAUACGAAAGAAAAAUUAUUAACAAAACAAAAAUCAAAAAAAAAAACGAUCUGA
Messenger RNA from Rotaria sp. Silwood1, 993 nucleotides. The record is from the annotation of a GenBank genome assembly. NCBI's taxonomy places the organism in Eukaryota, Metazoa, Rotifera, Eurotatoria, Philodinida, Philodinidae.